AGGAUUUCCAAGCACGAGCUUCAUUCGUUAAAAUCAUUUUUCUAUGUCAACACACCUGCAGCAGGAAACACAGGCAGGUAUCACAAUUAGUCUAACUAGUGUAUAUAUGAUGGUCAGCGUUACCUUAUCAUUGCAGGAAACCUUUGCAGAUCUUACUAAAGAAAUCUAAGCAACAAUGACAUUACUAGGACUUCUUUUUAUUAUAUUUGAAUUAGUGGUACCUCCACUCCAGCAACCGAACGCUGUUCACAUUGGAGAACUGUUGAAAAGCCUAUAUCAAGGGAACUGUUAUGAAAGAUGUAGGAGCGCCUACCAAACAAACCCAGACAGCUUGAUGGUAAACGGAUGUAUUUGUUCACAAUAUAAGUUUGUUGGGAUGUCUUCAAGUACUACAAAUACCUGUGGAUACCUGAACGUCACUUGUCUAACUGACCCAGGUCACCAUGACAUUGUCAACGCUUUCUCUUUUGAUCUAAGACGUCUGAGGUGUCAGAAGGUCGUCGUGUACGCCAGGUGUGCUGUCUCUUAUGGUGUAGCCAGCAACAUUUUCCAGACUUUUCAAGAAUGUUCACGACUGUGUGAGUCUAGCAACAGAUCAUUCUACAGCCCGAUGUAGCCAGGUCACUUUUUUAGAAGCAACUGAUUACAGAGUUAUUGAGCUAAAUAAAAGAAAUGAUACAUUUGU
Messenger RNA from Biomphalaria glabrata, 685 nucleotides. RefSeq lists its product as uncharacterized. The record is from RefSeq and is a predicted model, not a curated record. The transcript is spliced from 6 exons. Lineage: Eukaryota; Metazoa; Mollusca; Gastropoda; Planorbidae. The coding region runs from base 176 to 616 and encodes 146 amino acids.